Aspergillus bombycis is the source of this 789-nucleotide messenger RNA. RefSeq names its product A4/G1 family peptidase. Lineage: Eukaryota; Fungi; Ascomycota; Eurotiomycetes; Eurotiales; Aspergillaceae. The record is from RefSeq and is a predicted model, not a curated record. Gene Ontology annotation, molecular function: glutamic-type endopeptidase activity. Bases 1 to 789 code for a protein of 262 amino acids. The transcript is spliced from 2 exons. Gene Ontology annotation, biological process: proteolysis.
AUGCGAAACCCCCAUCGGAGCCCUCGCCGCCCCGGGCAGCACUCUCGCCCAACGCAUGCGCCACCGAUCGCUGGAUCACCUAACCCUCCCGUUACAAGGCCAAGCUCCGCCACGGACUCCGAAGCGCGGGUAGCCGGCGCCUCCGUCCAAUACAGCAACAACUGGGCCGGAGUGGUGCGCGAGCAAGCACCUCCCGAAGGCCCCUACACGGCCGUCACCGCCACAUUCACAAUCCCCACGUCGACGGACGUCGCCAACCAAAAUGGAGUACAGGCCGGUUCCGUCUGGGUCGGCAUCGACGGCGACACCUACGCGGGGGCUAUCCUGCAAGCCGGCGUGGACUUCUACUCCGACCCCAAUCAAGAAAAUCACGCCUGGUUCGAAUGGUACCCGGCCUAUGCGACCAACUUCCCGGGCAUCGACGUGAACGAAGGCGAUACGAUUGUCUCGACCGUUCGGGCUACUUCCCCGAGUGAGGGUAUCGCGAUCAUCGAGAAUAAAUCCACGGGCCAGACGGUAUCGCAGGCUGUGACUGCUCCUGCGCCGACGGCGACGCUGGCGGGCCAGAAUGCGGAGUGGAUCGUGGAGGACUUCCAGUCUGGCGAUUCCAUGGUUGUCAUGGCGAACUUCGGGGAGGUCAAGUUCAGCGGUGCGCAGGCUCAAGCCGGGAAGGCUACGUAUGGAUUGGAUGGGGGAGAGAUUAUUGAGCUGAAGCAGAACAAUAAAGUGCUGACUCAAACUGAGGUGACCGGGAACAACGAUAUGACGGUUAAAUUUAUUGGAGAAUGA